CACAGCCCCUCUGCAUCGAAGAGAGUGCGAGCAAUAGAGGUUGAGAGUGAAUGGUGAAUGCAUAUACAACGGCGAUUUGCUUUCUAAAGAAACAUCAUGAGCAGCACUACCGCUAGUAUUUGAGGUGCGUGACCCCCGCAACACUACCUGCGACCGCCGGGAAAACAAGCGGUGUAACCGCUGGUGCUGCCGCAGGUCCGCGUCCGUCUGCUUCGUUUUGGAACUGCUGUCGCCAGAAAACUGAAGAUGGUGCCCUCCUCGUCUUCGUCCUCCGGCCAGUAUCACCGCAAGCGACCCGCAGUGUCGCCUCCCGAUCAAGAACCAAAAGGGGCUGGCACGACGAUCCCUAUAGCCGGUGAAAAAGAUGGAAGAGCCGAGGAGGUUGCGUUGAUUCCGGCUCGUGGCGGUGGUGGGGACGCAAGAACUGGAGCAUUGAAGCGGGCCAAGAAGGCAACACCACCACGGAACGCGUCAGCGGCUACGGGAACGACCGCAGGGGUGGUGCUCUCGCCUUUGACAGCAGCAUUCAAACACGAAAGAACUCGCGCUGGCGCGGCCCGGCCUCCUGAGCAACCGGACCACGGGCGGUCAUCGCCUAGUUCAAGCAAGAUGCUUUCCGCCGCCGCUGGACCACCCCCUAUCAGAUGCAAUACUAGAAAUAUGUCUAGGUCCGGAAAAGGGCAGACGUUUGCCACGCAGCAUUUGCAUACCCACUCGAACGUUCUGCCUCUCACAGGCAGCCAAUACACUAAGUGGCAUCUUCACACGUUUCGAUCAGGUUUCUCGACGUUCUCUACUCCGCAUGGGCAAGAAAAAUCCGUGGUUUGGAUGGUAAAGAGGACUGGGCUCAACUGCUUUUCUUGUCCACGGAUGACCGAUUUGUGUGUGACCUAAAAUGCGCCUCGCAAGAAGUUUGCCUCCGUCCAGACCCAAACAUCUUUGCAAUGGAUAGGACCUGCGGGCUCCUCGUCUUCGUCAGGCGCUGCCAGUGGGCGGGCCAACGACGUGUUGAACCUCACCCUCCAAAAAGGAACAUCGCAAAUACACAGCACUCACCGACCCCCGGGGGCGGGAGAGGAUGUGCAGGAAGUUGCAAAGCCGCCGACCACAACGACCAAUCCUCGUUCUACCGGCGCCGGCGCGGAUGUAAAAUCUUCGUGCUACGACUCAUCCGUUCUGUUGGGUGCGAACAAAAAGCGCGAGGAUCUGGGGGGCGUGCGGCCUCGAUCGCAGCUGGACGCUGCGCCCAACUUCAUCCGUGUCGCGGGUCGCGGGUUGACAGCGGUGCCGAGGUAUUCCAGCUUGAUAUCAAGCGAAAAUACGUCUGGCGGUCCGGAAGGUUGCGUGCUGUUUGUCAUCAAAGCUUUCUCUUUGCAAAGUGUCUGGAAAAUGCAGGCCUUAGUAUCACAAGUUUUGCAGCCCCUUGAACUACAUACCUAGGUAUCUAUGAUUCUGCAUGAGAAAUGGAAAUCCCUUUUCAGCGUGGCCAGCAAUAGGCAUCUCUUGCAAGUCAUGCAAGACACCUGAUUGUGUGAUCCGCAAUACGCACCACUCUUCUUUCCCGACCCAGUCAUUAUAUUUGCGACGCAUGCUUGAACUUUCAGUGCGACACGGAGCGGGUGGAGCGAGCAAAAUUGGCGAAAUUGCUGGGAUACCCUGUGCAAAAGCAUCGUACUCGUAGUAAUCGCGGUCAUGCAUUACAAGUUUCUUUCUCAAGUUAAAUCCGCAUUACAAAUUUCAUUUCUCAUGCUGAGGAAAUUUGUCAUGCGAUUUAUACUAGUACGAUGCUUUUGCAUUUCAUAUGGAAAAGACAUCUCAACGCGAAGGUGACCCGCCAGGGCAAGGGCGUGGUAUCUUAGUAAAUGUGUCUGAGUUCUAUGAAAUUGGAUUUGGAUUGUACACGUCUAUAUCUUCUACCCGUCCGCGCGCCGUCGAGUUUUGGAGCUUUAUAACGUUCGAUAUCUAUGACGUAUAGAUACCUCUUAACUUCCCCACACUUCUUACAGCUUCAAAAAGAACCGUAGUUUUUUGUACGCAUUGAUUUGAAGAUUCUGUUCAUGCUGACGUGCACCUGCGGAAACGGGAAAUCUCAUCUAUGAGAUGAAACUAAAUUUCUGUCUUGCCAUUAUACAAACAACAAGGUUUAUCUUCCGAGCAGUCCCGCGUCGAGACGAGCAGUUACGCCCCGAAGCAGGACCAUACAAAGGCAGACGAAAAUGGCUGGGUGCGCGAUGUGAGUCGCGGCGCGAGGAUGAACGAGAAUCUUAGCACCGCAGAGCAGAAGCCAGAGACCACGACAAAUUCGCUUGUCCAAAACCAAAAUCGACAAAAGCAUACGAGUUCUGCUACGCGCUCGGAAAACAAGGAAGCGGCUUCCUUUCGCAAAAAGGAGACUGCUGAAUCGAGUACCAAUGCUCGGCUUUUAUUUCAGGACCCUCCCGCCAAUCAGCCGUCUGCUUCAAAGAAAAUGAAAGCAUCACGAAAAGCAGCGAUGGCCGCCGCCAUGCUCAAAAGCAGUACGUGAUAAAGCAGUAUUAGUCCUAGCAGCAGACAACGACUCUACUUGUAGCUGCGCUGUAAGAUUGGUAGCAGAACCGAAGAGGAAUAUAGACAGAAGAACUCCAAACAGCGAAUUACUGACUCGUCCAGAGCAGGCAGCUUUGCACAGAAUCAUGCUAAAAUGCACAACUCCCUAGUACUUAUCAUGAUUGUUUCGCAGUGGAGUACUUGCGCAAGCGCCGUUUGGGGGUCGCAGAUAGUUUUCACCCCUGAAUCUGAACCAACACUGACGCUCUGCAAAGAAAUAACGGACCUCUGCGAGCGUGUCGCUCUCUGAGCUAAAGUCUGUUUUGUUGUGCACCAU
Molecule: messenger RNA, 2863 nt
Organism: Amoebophrya sp. A120
Lineage: Eukaryota; Dinophyceae; Syndiniales; Amoebophryaceae
Source: the annotation of a GenBank genome assembly